CCAAAACACGUCUCUCAAACGACCAGACCCUAAGCAAUGCCUAUUUAUUUAUCUCAAAAUUCGUAUCCCAUGCUUUAAUUCCAGGUUUCUCUUCAGAUCCGAUCUACAUCAAGUUUAUUUCAUUUUGACGAAGCAGUUUACAUGUAAGAUGAUAGUGCCGAUUGAUAAAACUUCUGCUCCUUCAUCCAGGGAGCAUGCGGAGCAUCUUUAUGAGAAGAACAUGGAGCUGGAAAAUAAUCGUAGGAGAGCAUCUCAGGCACGGGUACCUUCGGAUCCCAAUGCCUGGCAGCAGAUGCGUGAGAACUAUGAGGCAAUAAUUCUUGAGGACCAUGCUUUUUCUGAGCAGAACAAUAUUGAGUAUGCUUUGUGGCAGUUGCAUUACAAGCGGAUUGAGGAACUAAGGGCACAUUUUAGUGCUCUAGCUUCUUCAGGAUCGAACACAUGUCAGGGUGUGAAAGUUCCUCCACGACCUGACAGGAUUACAAAAAUAAGACUGCAGUUUAAGACUUUCCUUUCAGAGGCAACGGGAUUUUAUCAUGAUCUGGUUUUGAAAAUCAGAGCAAAGUAUGGACUACCAUUUGGGUAUUUUUCUGAUGAUUCAGAAAGCCAAGUUGUUGUAGACAAAGAUGGGAAGAAAUCUGCUGAUAUAAAAAUGGGUUUGGUGUCUUUUCACCGUUGCUUGAUAUACUUGGGAGACCUAGCGCGGUACAAAGGAUUAUACGGAGAUGGCGACUCUAAAUCUCGUGAGUAUGCAGCUGCUUCAAGUUACUACAUGCAAGCUGCAUCAAUUUGGCCAUCAAGUGGGAAUCCACAUCAUCAGCUAGCUAUAAUAGCUUCAUACUCAGGAGAUGAGCUGGUGGCUGUUUAUCAGUAUUUCCGGAGUUUAGCUGUUGAUAAUCCCUUUUCAACUGCAAGGGAUAACUUGAUUGUGGCAUUUGAAAAGAAUCGCCAUAAUUACUUACAGCUUCCUGGGGAUGUUAAAGCUCCCUUCAAGGAGCCUGCUGUGCAGCAAUCAGGUAAAGGUAGAGGGAAAGUGGAACCGAAACUUUCAUAUAAAGAAAAAGAUGGCAACAUAGAGGCAAGCCCUGCUACGGAGAAAGUAUCUGGUGUCCAGGAUACUUUUAAGUACUUUUGUGUUCGAUUUGUCCGUCUAAAUGGCAUUCUUUUUACACGCACAAGCCUGGAGACUUUUGCAGAUGUUCUUACUCACAUUAGCCGUGAUUUAUGUGAACUUCUCUCGUCUGGGUCAGAAGAGGAGCUGAAUUUUGGAACUGGACCUGCUGAGAAUGCACUUCUCUUUGUUAGGCUGGUUUCCAUUCUCAUAUUUACUGUGCACAAUCUGAAGAGGGAGAGUGAAGGUCAAACAUAUGCUGAAAUUGUACAACGUGCUGCCCUACUUCAGAAUGCCUUCACUGCCAUUUUUGAGUUGAUGGGACAUGUACUAGAAAGAUGUUUACAGCUCCGGGAUGUUUCUUCAAGCUACACUUUACCUGCUAUUCUGGUUUUUGUAGAAUGGCUGGCAUUUUGCCCUGAUGUUGCAGCUAGUAAUGAUGCUGAUGAGAAGCAGUUGAUUACUAGAUCUUUUUUCUGGAAACAUUGCAUAGCAUUGCUGAAUAAAAUUCUGUCAAUUAGGCCUAUGUGCAUGGAUAAUAAUGAAGACGAGACCUGCUUUUUCAAUAUGAGUAAGUAUGAAGAAGGAAAAGCUGAGAACCGUCUUGCAUUGUGGGAGGACUCUGAGUUGCAAGGGUUUUUGCCUCUUGUUCCAGCACAUGCCAUUUUGGACUUCUCAAGGAAACGUUCCUUUGUAAGUGAUGGCGACAAAGAAAGGAAAGCCCGUGUCAAAAGAAUUUUAGCAGCUGGGAAGGCUCUAGCUAAUGUCAUUAGGGUUGAUCAGAAAGCUGUUUGUUUUGAUUCGAAAGCUAAGAAAUUUCUUAUUGGUGUUGAGCCAUUUGCAGAUGGUACAUUGAGCUCUCCUACCCCAGUGGUAACAAAUAGUGCGGUGCAUGAAAACCCCUCUGAGAAUAUAAUUAAUAUUGGAAACGUUCAGCCAAUCCCACAGCCUAUAAUGGCUGGGGAAGAGGAUGAUGAUGAUGAAGUGAUUGUAUUCCGGCCAGCUGUGAGUGAGAAGAAAACUGAGGUGAUUGUUCCACAUCAUUCUCCCACUGAGAUUUUGAAGCUCAAUCAAAGUAGUUCUGUAAGUGAUCUCAAAUUCUAUGGCAGUGCAAUGUCUGCUCCUUAUGAUAGUCUUCGCCAACAUGAGAGGCUUGAUGCUAGUCAUCCACUGCCUGUAUCUGUUGGUGGUAUUCUCCCUCAGCAUCUGCAACCUGUUCAGAUGCAUGGAUCUAGGUGGUCAGCAGAAGAAACUACUUUUCUGGCUAAUAGCUUGAAAGGUUUGACAACGUUGGAGAACGGGCAUGUAACAAAGAGUGAGAUCCAAGAUACUUUAGGCUUUUCUCAUCCUGCUGCUCGUCCACAUGCUAUACAGCAGCCUGUCAAUGUUGGUGCUAGUGGUAUGUACUACAGUCAGACAAAAAUGUCCGAAACUGUGACGCCAUCCAGAAUUAAUGUCAUUGUGUCAUCUGGAGUUACCGGUGAUCCCUUGGCUGCUAGAACUGCCUCCGCUUCACUAGUUGGGAUGCAGAAGAAUCCAGUGAGCCGCCCUGUUAGGCAUCUUGGUCCGCCACCAGGUUUUAGCCCUGUUCCCACAAAGCCACUGAAUGAAUCUGUUUCUGCUGUAGAUUUGGGGAACCCUCCGAUGGAUGAUUAUAGGUGGUUGGAUGGACAUCAGUCGACAUCAUUAUUAAAAGGCUCUGGGCUUGAGAGUUCCCUCUACUAUUCAUCUCAUGCUGAUCCUCAGUUUGUCAAUAGCAAAAGCAAUGGCUUGACUGGAACGAUAAGCUUUCCUUUCCCUGGUAAGCAGGUUCCUGCAGUGCAGGUUCAAACGGAAAAGGAGAAAGGCUUGCAGGACUACAAUAUUCUUGAGCAACUGAAAAUUCAGCGUGAACAGAAACUGUACCAACAACUCAUGGAUGGGAACCAACAGUUUACCUCACUGCCUGAGCAGUAUCAAGGACAAUCAGCAUGGACAGGUCGUUAUUUUGGGUGAGAAUAUGGAAGUUUAGCUGGUUCUUGAGAAUGAAUACUGUGAAUGUACUUGCUUCCAUUUGCUGUCAAGUUCAACUCCAACUUCAAGCAUUGUCAAUGUUGAGUUUUUGAAGGAGCAUGGGAGGCAUUGGCUUCCAGUGGGAACUUCUUGUUAAACAAGUUUAGCCAGAUUUGUGGAGGAAGAUUGAGGAAAACCAAUGUUAUAACUAAGAUGCUAAAUUUGUAAGGGAGUCAAUGUGCCUUAAAAAGGGUUACUUGGGAUGGAGCUGUUGGUUUGUGGGGCUAAUUGUGGUCAAAAUAAAACUUGGUUUGUAUCCUAUAACUAUGGGAUAGAAGUGAAGCUGCCAGCAGAUGUUAAAAUGUAAUGUGGUGGACCUAUUCUAGAGGUAUGAUGAGCCACAAUAUCAAUGGGAGGGAUUUGUAAAACUCGGUAUUUGUGGGGAUGGGUUUUGAGUUAAUAUCUAUGAGAAUAAUAUACAUAUAUAUAUAUAUAUAUAUAGGGGGGAUCAAUGACUUCUUCAUGUUAUGUGAUAAAUAAAAGACUUCAUGC
This is a messenger RNA of Hibiscus syriacus, 3655 nucleotides long. Its product is annotated as protein SMG7-like. Bases 149 to 3106 code for a protein of 985 amino acids. The transcript is spliced from 8 exons. NCBI's taxonomy places the organism in Eukaryota, Viridiplantae, Streptophyta, Magnoliopsida, Malvales, Malvaceae. Gene Ontology annotation, biological process: nuclear-transcribed mRNA catabolic process, nonsense-mediated decay. The record is from RefSeq and is a predicted model, not a curated record. Gene Ontology annotation, cellular component: telomerase holoenzyme complex. Gene Ontology annotation, molecular function: telomeric repeat DNA binding; protein binding; telomerase RNA binding.